UCCAACAGGUUGGCUGGAGUCGAGACGCUGGAAAGCAACUCCGAGGAGAGGGUACCAGCCCACGGCGGCCGCCGCCAGAACGACUCGCGAGGAGUAGUAACCGAAGACGGCGGCCGCCUCAGUAGCCAUCGCGUGUGGAGGAUCAACGGCCGACACGGCCAACGCGGAGGCCAGUUAAGAGAAAGAGUUAGCGAAGACCAGGACUUUAGUCCCAGCGAAGACUGGGAAAGAAUCCGUGAAGACGGCGGCCAUCUCUGUCGGGGCUCUACAAGAAGACUAAGUGAAGACCUCGGUUUCUCCCGCAGUGACUCGAGAAGAGUCCAUGAAGACCUGGGCAGUGUCUCUCGCGAGAGACUUACGGGAGAUGGUGGCCGCCGUCACAGCAGCUCUUGGGAGAGAGUAAGGGGAGCCCAAGGCUUCAGCAGCAGCGACGUGAAUUUAAGUGAGGUCGGCAGCCACCGAACUAGUGACUGUGAGGGACUGGUCGGAGAAGACCGCGGCCUCUGCUUUAGUGAUUCUUGGGAGGGUGUCAGAGAAGUCCCGGGCCCCCAACCCGGCGACCCCGGGGAGAGAGGCAGUGACUACUGCAGACGUCGCCUCAGUGGCUCUUGGGAGGAAGGGAGUGUCGAUGGCGGCCACAGCCUCAGUAAUUCCUGGGAGGGAGUAAGUGAAGACCGCGGCUACGCGGCCAGCGACUCCUCCGAGGUGAGCGUGAGCGUAGACGCCAGCCGCUGCCUCCGUGGCGUCUGGGAGAGAGAAAGUAUAGACGAGGGUUUCCGCUGCCGGAGCUCUUGGGAGAAAACCAGGGAGGACCGGGUCCCCGGUCUUAGCGACGACGAAGGCAGCCACUGCAGUGGCUCGUGGGUGACAGCAAGUGAAGAUCGCCGCAGCAGCGGGGGCCUGGACUCGAGUCCUCCCCGGAGUCCGAGGGAUCGCACCAUGCCAGGGGUGUCCGAUUCAGGCCCCUCCACCUCCUCUAGGGAGACUGCAACCCCGUGUGCCCGGAAGAAGGUGCAUUUUGGUAACAUACAUGAUGCAGUACGGGCUGGAGAUGUAAAGCAGCUUUCAGAUAUAAUAGAACGAGGAGCCUGCAUUAAUGAAGUUGACAUUCUCCAUAAGUUUACCCCUUUACAUUGGGCAGCACAUUCUGGAAGUUUGGAGGCUCUCAUAAUCAAUGGGGCAAAUCUGGCAGCUCAAGAUGAUCGUGGAUGCACUCCUUUACACCUUGCUGCAACACAUGGACAUUCUUUCACUUUACAAAUAAUGCUCCGAAGUGGAGUGGAUCCCGGUGUGACUGAUAAGAGAGAAUGGAAGCCUGUGCACUAUGCAGCUUUUCAUGGGCGACUUGGCUGUUUGCAGCUUCUCAUUAAAUGGGGUUGUGGAAUAGAAGAUGUGGACUACAAUGGAAACCUUCCAGUGAGAGCUUAUAAGAAAAUUGUUGAAUUGAGACACAUGCUGGAAAUUGCUGAGAGCAACUAUAAACACCUGGGGGGGAUAACAGAAGAAGAUCUAAAGCAGAAGAAAGAACAGCUUGAGUCUGAAAAGACUAUCAAGGAGCUGCAGGGCCAGCUGGAGUACGAACGGCUUCGUAGAGAAAAAUUAGAAGGUCAGCUGGAUGAGUAUCGUGCAGAGGUGGAUCAACUCAGGGAGACACUGGAAAGGAUUCAGGUCCCCAACUUUGCUGUGGAAGAUGACUCUUCUGGUGAGUCAAGCAAAGAGAAGAGGCAAAUUAAGAAAAAGGUGUCUUCUGGGGGAGUUUUUGUGAGAAGAUUUGGUGGCAGCGCUGAGAUCUGAAGCAAACAUCUAUUGGCUUUUGGGGACAAUGAGAAACACAGGUGUGGCACCCUGCAAAUGCUGAGAGUUCACUUUCUUGUCAUUUGAGGGCCUUUGCUAGAAGAACCCUGAAGGGCAGAGGACAUUCUUUCUUCCUGACAGUUGGCAUAAACAGCAGGAUGCUUUAAACUCACUGGAUACCACUCUCCCCCGGCACUGCUGCAGCAGAGAGAUCCUUGGGAAAUCUGACAUAUAGCCAGCAGAGGGUAAGAUUUCUUAUCAUGUGUAUCUCCUGGAAUCUCUAUGGAAUCUGAGUCAAGAGCAAGAGUGGUGAGAACCCUUUUUCUAAAUGAAUUUGAGCGGGAGAAAAUAUUUGUGGAACUAGUUCCUUGUGCUUAAUGACUGUUGGUAAAUUAAGUAGAGUACUCCUUGGUUACGGAUCCAUUUCAUCCCAGGGACUGUCUUUGUUUUCCUGUGUCUUUUAUGUCAUUUGUCAUACAUGAGGUAAAGGCUGUUGCUAAGGGACAUCUUGGAAGCCACAAAAUUGGUGGGCACAGCCUUGGCACUUAAAAGCCAGCAGAGUGCUUGCCACCUAGCUCAAAGACUCCCAUGCUAAGAUAAGUUGGUCCUGGACAGCUUAGAUUGACAUAGGUCACUUGCCAACUUCCAGAAAACUUCUGUGCAACAAGGUAGACUAUAAAACACACAAUCCAUAGCAUAAGCCUCCCAGGUAUUAGUGUUGUUCCAAGAGACCCCCACGGCUUAGCUACAAGAAAAACUGGAUGGUUUUUUCCCUUUUGUCUUAUUCUAGGUCUUCAGAGCUUGGCUUUGUGACCACUGAGAAUAUUCUUUUUGGUCUCCACUAUCCAGAGGGUACACCUUGAUGGCCAGUUGAAUAGAUGGGUUCUGACCCUGUCUAGCUAUGCCCCUCUCAGCAGAGUUUCUUAUGAGAGGUCCCAGGCCAUAGGGACCUUUGUUGUUAGUGCUGGAAAAUCCCAUUCCUAAGUGGCACCUGCCUGGUGUCAAAGAUUAGUGGUUUUGUGACAGGAGUCUCACAUUUUUGUGGGAGAUCAGAGACACGGUUUUCAUUGCAUUAUCCUUAAUACCUGUGCAAUGAAGGCCUUUGUUUCCUUAGAUUAAUUUUGGGAGUAAACUUUCGGAUCACGGGAGCUACAUUAUCUCCACCCUUCUCUGGAUGCCUCUUGUGGCUUUGGUUAAGCCAUUAAAGGCUUAUUGAUUUGAGUUACUACUGAUAGAUCUUAUUUGUCAAUGCCUCGACAAUGGAUCCUUUAAAUUGGCUAUAUAUAUAUAUUUUUAAUCUUAUUAUGUUAAUCACCAUACAUUAC
This is a messenger RNA of Leptonychotes weddellii (Weddell seal), 3119 nucleotides long. NCBI's taxonomy places the organism in Eukaryota, Metazoa, Chordata, Mammalia, Carnivora, Phocidae. The record is from RefSeq and is a predicted model, not a curated record.